AGAAAUAUAAAUGUCUGGAAUGUGGGAAGAGCUUCCGCUAUGCGAGUGAAUUCACUUGCCAUAAUAGGACCCAUACAGGGGAAAAGCCGUAUCAUUGCAUGGUGUGUAGAAAGAGCUUCACUCAAAAAGUUCAUCUUAAGUCACACGAGAGGAUCCACACGGGAGAAAAACCAUUUCUAUGCCUGGAGUGUGGAAACCGCUUCAGUCAAAAAGGUCAACUUAAGUCACAUAAGAGGGUCCACACAGGGGAAAAACCAUUUCAAUGCAUGGAGUGUGGAAAGAGCUUCCAUUGCUCUUCAACCCUUAUUUCCCAUCACAGAAUCCACACAGGGGAGAAACCCUUUCAAUGCCUGCAGUGCGGAAAGAGCUUCAGUCAAAAAGCUGCUCUUAAGUCACAUGAGAGGAUCCACAUGGGAGAAAAACCAUUUCAAUGCAUGGAGUGUGGAAAAAGCUUCAAUGCAAAAAUUAGCUAUAUCGUACAUAGCAGAAUCCACACAGGAGAGAAACCCUUUCAAUGUCUGCAGUGCGGAAAGAGCUUCACUCAAAAAGUUCAUCUUAAGUCACACGAGAGGAUCCACACGGGAGAAAAACCAUUUCAAUGCAUGGAGUGUGGAAAGAGCUUUCAUACAAAAAGUAUCUACAUCGUACAUAGCAGAAUCCACAUGGAGGUGAAACCCUUUCAAUGCCUGCAAUGUGGAAAGCGCUUUUCCCGUUCUGAUAGCUUUCAUGUCCACAAACGGACCCACACAGGGGAGAAACCGUACAAAUGCCUGGAGUGUGGAAAGAGCUUCUGUACAUCCAGCAUCUUAACUUCCCAUCAAAUUAUGCACAGAGGAGGGAAACCAAACCAAUGCACCGAGUGUGGGAAGUGCUUCAGUCAAAAAAGUCACCUUAAUACCCAUAAAAGAAUCCACACAGGUGAAAAGCCCUAUAAGUGCACCGAAUGUGACAAAUGCUUCACCAAUUCAUGGGGCCUCACUUGCCACAAAAGGCUCCAUACUGGGGAGAAACCAUAUGAAUGUUGCACGUGUGGAAAGAGCUUCAGUGCAAAACAAAGCUGUAACGUACAUAGCAGAACCCACACUGGGGAGAAACCCUAUGAAUGCUUGGAGUGUGGAAAACCUUUCAGCAGACAAGGCGAUUUAACCGUACAUAAUAGGAUCCAUACAGGGGACAAGCCAUAUCAUUGCACAGUGUGUGGAAAGAGCUUCGCACAAAAAGGACAUUUCAGUUUACAUAAGAGGAUUCACACUGGAGAGAAGCCGUAUAAAUGCACACAGUGUGGGAAAUGCUUCACGACAUCCAAUGCCCUUACUUCCCAUAAGAGGAUCCACACCGGGGAGAAACCCUAUGAAUGCUUGGAGUGUGGAAAAAGCUUUAGCAACACCUCUUCUCUAACCAUACAUAAUAGGAUGCAUAAAGGGGAAAAACCUUAUAAAUGCCUGCACUGUGAUAAGUGCUUCAGUGAAAAAGGUAAUCUUAAAUUACAUGAGAGGAUCCACACGGGAGAAAAACCAUUUCAAUGUAUGGAGUGUGGAAAGAGCUUCUAUAGCUCUUCAUACCUUACUGCCCAUCACAGAAGCCACACCGGGGAGAAGCCCUUUCAAUGCCUGCAGUGUGGAAAGCGCUUUGCCAGUUCUGGUGGCUUUCAUGCCCACAAACAGACCCACACAGGGGAGAAACCAUACAAAUGCCUGGAGUGUGGAAAGAGCUUCAUUCAAAAAGUUCAGCUUAAGUCACACGAGAGGAUCCACACGGGAGAAAAACCAUUUCAAUGCAUGGAGUGUGGAAAGAGGUUCAGUGCAAAAAGUAGCUAUAUCAUACAUAGCAGAAUCCACACGGGGGAGAAACCCUUUCAAUGUCUGCAGUGCGGAAAGAGCUUCAGUCAAAAAGCUCGUCUUAAGUCACAUGAGAGAAACCACAUGGAAGAAAAACCAUUUCAAUGCAUGGAGUGUGGAAAGAGCUUCAGUGCAAAAAAUAGCUAUAUCAUACAUGGCAGAAUCCACAUGGGGGAGAAACCCUUUCAAUGCGUGCAGUGCGGAAAGAGCUUCAGUCAAAAAGGUCAUCUUAAGUUACAUGAGAGGAUCCACACGGGAGAAAAACCAUUUCAGUGCAUGGAGUGUGGAAAGCGCUUUGCCCGUUCUGAUAACUUUCGUGCCCACGCAUGGACCCACACAGGGGACAAACCAUACAAAUGCCUGGAGUGUGGAAAGAGCUUUUGUACAUCCAGCAUCUUAACUUCCCAUCAAAGUAUCCACAGAGGAGGGAAACCUUAUCAAUGCACCGAGUGUGGGAAGUGCUUCAGUCAAAAAAGUCACCUUAAUAUCCAUAAAAGAAUCCACACAGGUGAAAAGCCCUAUAAGUGUACCAAGUGUGACAAAUGUUUCACCAAUUCGUGGGGCCUCACUUGCCACAAAAGGCUCCAUUCUAGGGAGAAACCUUAUGAAUGCCGCACAUAUGGAAAAUGCAAAAAAAAGCUGUAACUUAUAUAGCAGAGUCCACACUGGGGAGAAACCCCAUGAAUGCUUGGAGUGUGGAAAAAGUUUCAGCAGAAGGGGCAGUUUAAUCUUACAUAAUAGGAUCCAUACAGGGGGAAAGCCGUAUCAUUGCACAGUGUGCAGAAAGCUUCGCCCACAAAGGCAAUUUCAGUUUACAUGACAGGAUCCACACCGGAGGGAAGCUAUAUAAAUACCUAGAGUGUGGAAAAUGUUACAGUGAUAGUGGCAGUUUUACCUCCCAAAAUAUAAUCCACACA
Notechis scutatus (mainland tiger snake) is the source of this 2755-nucleotide messenger RNA. NCBI's taxonomy places the organism in Eukaryota, Metazoa, Chordata, Lepidosauria, Squamata, Elapidae. The record is from RefSeq and is a predicted model, not a curated record.